GUACUUGUAGUUGAGGUUAUGUUUUCUGCUUCUAAUUAACGAAAAGACAAAAGACAACACUUUAGUUUACUACCGUCCCAUCUCUGUUGAGUUAAAACUAAAUUAGUUGUAAUGGAAGAAAUUGGUAUUUCGCUUGGACCUGAAAAGGAAGACGUCAGUUUGGAUGCAAAACCCACGAUUGGAACUGGAGUAGUCACUGAUGACCUUGAAAGCACAAGUGACUUGUACACAAAGUAUAAGAAAUUACAAAGACAGCUAGAGUUUUUAGCUGUUCAAGAAGAAUACAUCAAAGACGAACAACGCAACUUGAAAAAGGAGUAUUUACACGCACAAGAAGAAGUAAAAAGAAUUCAGAGCGUACCGUUAGUUAUUGGACAGUUUUUAGAGGCUGUAGAUCAGAAUACUGGAAUCGUUGGUAGUACCACAGGCUCCAACUACUAUGUUCGUAUAUUAUCGACCAUCGAUCGAGAGCUGCUCAAGCCGUCAGCGAGUGUGGCUCUUCACAAACACAGCAAUGCUCUGGUGGAUGUCUUACCUCCCGAGGCGGACUCGUCUAUUUCCAUGCUUCAAGCUGAUGAGAAGCCUGAUGUGCAAUAUUCAGAUAUAGGAGGCAUGGACAUGCAGAAACAAGAGAUCAGAGAGGCGGUGGAACUUCCUUUGACUCACUUUGAGCUGUACAAACAGAUUGGUAUUGACCCUCCUCGAGGAGUGUUGAUGUACGGUCCUCCAGGUUGCGGCAAGACUAUGCUGGCGAAGGCUGUGGCUCAUCAUACAACUGCUGCUUUCAUCCGAGUAGUCGGUUCGGAGUUUGUUCAGAAGUAUCUGGGUGAAGGUCCACGUAUGGUGAGGGAUGUGUUCCGUCUUGCCAAGGAGAACUCGCCAGCAAUCAUCUUCAUUGAUGAAAUUGAUGCGAUUGCUACAAAACGAUUUGACGCUCAAACUGGAGCAGACAGAGAGGUUCAGCGAAUUUUGUUGGAACUCUUGAAUCAAAUGGAUGGAUUUGACCAGACCACCAAUGUGAAGGUAAUCAUGGCCACCAACCGAGCAGACACACUAGACCCAGCUCUUCUGCGACCCGGACGUCUCGACCGCAAGAUAGAGUUCCCACUACCUGACAGACGCCAGAAGCGACUUGUUUUCUCUACCAUUACUGCCAAGAUGAAUCUCAGCGAAGAGGUCGACUUGGAGGACUACGUAGCUAGGCCUGACAGAAUAUCUGGAGCUGACAUCAACGCUAUAUGCCAGGAGGCUGGGAUGCAUGCUGUGAGAGAGAAUCGCUACAUAGUUUUGGCUAAAGACUUUGAAAAAGGAUACAAGAACAACAUUAAGAAGGAUGAAUCUGAGCACGAGUUCUACAAAUAAAUGGUGUUUAACUACGUUGGAAUUAUAAUUUAUUGCAUAAUAAGAUAAUAAAUGUUUCUUAACAAAACCAGUA
Messenger RNA from Macrosteles quadrilineatus (aster leafhopper), 1435 nucleotides. Its product is annotated as 26S proteasome regulatory subunit 6B. Gene Ontology annotation, cellular component: proteasome regulatory particle, base subcomplex. Gene Ontology annotation, molecular function: proteasome-activating activity; ATP binding; ATP hydrolysis activity. Gene Ontology annotation, biological process: proteasome-mediated ubiquitin-dependent protein catabolic process. The transcript is spliced from 9 exons. Lineage: Eukaryota; Metazoa; Arthropoda; Insecta; Hemiptera; Cicadellidae. Bases 112 to 1362 code for a protein of 416 amino acids. The record is from RefSeq and is a predicted model, not a curated record.